AUGACGCUCUCGCCAGUCGUCACCACGACUCGUAAUGAGCCUCAGGUUAUCCGCGCCAUCGGCUCGCCGGCCACACGAGCACUUGAUUCUGGAAAUACAUCCUCCAGCGGAACACCCCGACCAGCUCCAACAUCUGUCCCUCCAUCCGCCCCGCCGACCCUCGACCUCGCGGAGCAGAUGAACCUCGAAGAGAAGCGCAAAUACGUCAAAGGUGUGCAUCCCGUUAUCAUUCUCUGUCCCACGUAUCCAAUCCAGCUAACACAGGCAACUGCAGGCAAGAAGCUCGGUGAAGGUACCUACGCCAUCGUGUUCCUCGGGCACGAACGCGCAAACCCAGCGUCGCUUGUCGCCAUCAAGAAGAUCAAAGUGCAGAAAGAAUACACCGAGGGCAUGGCGCCCGAUGCCGUGCGCGAACUCAAGCAUCUACAAGAACUGUCGCAUCCCAACAUCAUCUCGCUUCUGUCCGUUUUCUCGUCCAAAGACCAGAACCUCAACCUAGUUCUCGAGUUCCUCCCCCUCGGCGACCUGGAGAUGCUGAUCCGCGACACGGACAAUGUUCGCUACGGUGCACCCGACAUUAAAGCGUGGAUGGGCAUGCUGACGCGUGCCGUGUGGUUUUGCCAUGAAAACUUCGUCCUGCACCGCGAUAUCAAGCCCAACAACUUGCUUAUUGCCGCCGACGGCGAAGUCAAGCUUGGUGAUUUCGGUCUUGCCCGCGGCUUUGCAGACCCUCAUCAGCACAUGACAUCCAACGUCAUCACGCGCUGGUACCGCCCGCCUGAGUUGCUCUUUGGCGCGCGCCACUACUCGGGUGCCGUGGACGUGUGGUCUGUCGGUACAGUGUUUGCCGAACUCGUCAAGCGCGCGCCGUUUAUGCCCGGCAACAACGAGCUCGACCAGGUCAAGAUGAUCUGCGAGGCCAUCGGCACGCCUACUGAGGAUAACUGGCCCGGCGUCACGCGGCUGCCCGAGUACACCGUCCCGGGCCAACAUCCGGUCCGCGGCAAGGACUUUUUCGAGAUGCACUUUGGCACCGUCGGGUCCGACGGCGUCGACCUGCUCAUGAAGACGCUGCUUCUGGAUCCCAAGAAGCGCAUCACAGCCCGCGAGAUGCUCCAGCACAAGUGGUGGCAAUCGGAACCGAGGCCGACUCGCAAGCAGGAUCUGCCACGCAAGGAAAGCGGCAGCGCCGAGCAGGUCGCAGCAGACUUGAAGAGGCGGCCGGGCGAGACAGAAGAUCGCGGCGCAAAAGUAGCUAGAAAGCUUGACUUUGGCGCAAAGUGA
Molecule: messenger RNA, 1284 nt
Organism: [Torrubiella] hemipterigena
Lineage: Eukaryota; Fungi; Ascomycota; Sordariomycetes; Hypocreales; Clavicipitaceae
Source: the annotation of a GenBank genome assembly